This is a messenger RNA of Gekko japonicus, 576 nucleotides long. It is a transcript of the gene PSMD10, whose product is annotated as proteasome 26S subunit, non-ATPase 10. The transcript is spliced from 4 exons. The annotation marks the transcript as partial. The record is from RefSeq and is a predicted model, not a curated record. Gene Ontology annotation, molecular function: protein binding. NCBI's taxonomy places the organism in Eukaryota, Metazoa, Chordata, Lepidosauria, Squamata, Gekkonidae. Gene Ontology annotation, cellular component: cytoplasm; nucleus.
GGUCUCUGCCGAGGGCUGCCGUUGAGCCGCGUCGGGCUUGGCGAUGGAGGGCGGCGGUUCCGUGUCCAACGUGGAGCUCUGCAACUUGGCCUACGCGGGGCAGCUGGACGAGGUGAAGGAGCGCCUGGCGGCCAACCGGAGCUUGGCGACGCGCGCCGAUCAGGAUAACAGGACAGCCCUGCACUGGGCAUGUUCAGCUGGACACGCGGACAUCGUCAACCUCUUGCUAGAUCUGGGAGUUCCCGUUAAUGACAAAGAUGAUGCUGGCUGGAGUCCUCUGCAUAUUGCAGCAUCGGCUGGUCGAGAUGAGAUUGUGAAAGCGCUGAUCAAGAAAGGCGCCCAGGUGAACGCUGUCAAUCAGAACGGCUGCACGCCUCUGCAUUACGCGGCCUCGAAGAACAAGCAGGAGAUCGCACAGAUGCUGUUAGAGCAUAAAGCGAAUCCAGACGCCAAGGAUCACUUGGAAUCGACUCCACUCCAUAGAGCAGCAGCCAAAGGAAAUCUAAAAAUGAUCCAGAUCCUUUUGAAGCACAAAGCCUCGGUCAACCUACAGGAUUCAGAGGGAAACACUGCUCU